AUGCUUCAAAACAAAUCAAAAAGAAAAGGGGGAGCAGAAAAGAACAGAGAUAAAAAACGAAAAGAGUUAUUAGAAGAGAGCAAAACAUGUUUAAAAUUGGAUAGUAUGUUUAAGAACGUCGAAAAAAGGGAUAAUGUAGUUUUAGUAAAUCAAUCCUUGGAUACUGAAAAAGAGGAUAAUGCAAUUUUACCAAUUCAAUCUUCGGUUACUGAAAUUAACAGUUAUAAAUCUCGACCUGACGGUGAACUAAAAUUAAAAAAAUUAUUUUGCACGAUUUGUAUUGCUUAUGGCAAAAAAGGAGAGCAAAAUACUUUUGUUGAGGGUUCUUCUGAUUGGCAACAUAUUUAUUUGAGAAUUGGAGAGCACGAAAACUCCGCUCACCAUAGAGAUUGUGUCAAUAGUCAUUUUAUGACAAAAGAAGGUAAAGACAUUAAGAAAAUGAUUAUUUACGGUUGCACAGAUAUCAGAGGGCAACAAAUAGAGAGACGUAGAAAUAUUGUUGAAAGAAUUGUUGAUAUUGUAAAACUCAUUGGAAAAUGUGGUUUGGCAUAUAGAGGAAAAAGAAACGAGGCAGCAUACACAUUAAAUAAUCCAAACAUCGAUCAUGGUAACUUUUUAGAGAUAAUUUUAUUUUUAAGUAAAUAUGACUCUCUUUUAAAAUCAUACCUUCAUGAAAUAAUCGUUAAGAGUGAAAAGAUCAAAGACAAAGGCAGUAAACAAGGUGGUGGAUUAAUAACAUUUUUAUCCAAAAAUACUUUUAACAACAUCUUAGAAGUAUGUUCCGAUCUUAUAACUAAAACAAUUGUGUCAGAAAUAAAAAAAGCAAGAAUGUAUUCUAUACAAAUAGACACGACGCAGGAUGUCAGUGUGUCAGAUCAGUGUUCUAUAAUCAUAAGAUACGUAAAUGAUAAAGUGUAUGAACGUAUUAUAGGAUUUAAAAAAUGCACAACAACAACUGGUCAAGCAUUUGCUGAUUUAGUGGUUCAAACAUUGCAAUCAAAAGGUAUUUCACUAAAUAAUUGUAUUGGGAAUUCAACCGAUGGGGCCAGCAAUAUGCAAGGACAAUACUCAGGAUUCGCUAAAAAGAUGGAAGAUUUAGCUCCUAAUCAAGUGCAUGUAUGGUGUGUGGGACACAUUCUAAAUUUAGUAUUACAAGAUGUCACUAGUAGCGGACUUCAUGCUGCAAACUUAUUUGAACUACUCAAUAGCACAGCUAGUUUCAUCCGACGAUCACAUGUACGUAUGGAUCGUUGGAAUGAUAUAGUUACUAAAAUGAAACUCAAUUUAAUUGGAGAAACGAGAUGGUGGGCGAAGGAAGUAGCACUCAAAAAAAUUUUUGGACUAUUCGGCACUAACAAUUUUAAUGGCAUACUAUUUAAAAACCUUAUCAAAGUAAUGAAAACAAUUAAAGAUUCGGUACAAAAUGACUCGGAAUCUAGAGCUAAAGCAUCAGGAUUCAUAGAAAAUUUCAUAAAAUAUGAGACAAUUUUAACAGCAAUGGUGUUUCUCAAAAUAUUUAGUAUUACAGGACCUUUAUCUAAAUAUCUCCAGGGUAAGAACUGUGACAUAUUACAAGCAUAUAAUAUGAUUAAAAAAUCUGAAGUUCAAUUACAGCAAGUAGAAUUUUCUGAAAUUCAUGAAAAAACCAAUAUAUUCAUAGAACAUAUGAAUGACGAACUUGAUGAAAUUGAUAUUGUUAUUGAAAGUGAAUUUCCAAAUAAAAGACGUAGAGUUCCCAAAAAAAUGUUUAAUUAUGAGGCUGAUGAUUCUUUCAAAAACAUUUCAGCGAUUGAUGAAUAUAGAAUAGGCACUUUUCAAACUAUUAUAGACACAAUUAACAAUAAAAUAAAAGUUAGGUAUGGAAGUUUAUCUCGAGAAAUUUGUGCAGAUAUUUCUUGUUUAGAUCCAAAAAACUUUGAUGAUAUAAAAAAUGAGGGGCUUCCAGAAAAUGCAAUGAAAAAAAUUAGUGAAAAAUUGAAUUUUAUAAAUCCAAAUGUAACACAAGCUUCACUAAAAGAAGAGUUUCUUGAUUUUAUAAACAAAUUUGACUCUUUAAAACAAAAUAUAAGUUUUAGUUAUGUAAAUGAGAAUGAAGAUAUAGAUGACUUAGAUGACUUUAAUUUAGACGAAAAAGAAUAUUCAAUAAGUGAAAAUGCCUCCUAUUCUUCAUUAUUCUUAGCUUAUAAGUAUAUACUAACUUUGUCUAUAUCACAAGUUUCUUGCGAACGAUCAUUUUCUAAGCUCAAAUACAUCAAAAACAGGUUGCGUAGUACACUAUCAUCUUCACACCUGGAACAACUUAUGAUUAUAUCCACAGAAAAAGAUAUAUUAAACCAACUCGAAAAUAACACAAUUAUUGACAAAUUUGCAUCUCAAAAUAAACUACUCAAGACAUUAUUAAUCUUAUAA
Messenger RNA from Myzus persicae (green peach aphid), 2409 nucleotides. RefSeq lists its product as uncharacterized. The record is from RefSeq and is a predicted model, not a curated record. Lineage: Eukaryota; Metazoa; Arthropoda; Insecta; Hemiptera; Aphididae. Gene Ontology annotation, molecular function: protein dimerization activity. The coding region runs from base 1 to 2409 and encodes 802 amino acids. The transcript has 3 exons.